UUCGUUUCUCUCGCCAACAAGCAACUCUCUCUCUCUCUCUCUCUGGAUGUCGUUCAUGGAUACGUCGUCGUCGUCGGCCUCCGUCAUUGUCAUAGGCGCUGGAAUCUCUGGUAUUUCGGCGGCAAAGGUGCUCGCGGAGAACGGAGUACGAGACGUGUUGAUUCUGGAGGCAACGGACCGAAUCGGCGGGAGGAUCCGGAAGGAGAGCUUCGGCGGCGUGUCGGUGGAGCUCGGUGCCGGUUGGAUCGCUGGAGUCGGAGGUAAGGAGUCGAAUCCUGUGUGGGAGCUGGCUUCGAGGUUUAAUCUUCGUACGUGCUUCUCCGAUUACAGCAAUGCCCGUUACAAUAUCUACGAUCGGAGUGGAAAAAUCAUCCCGAAUGGACUGGCUACUGACUUGUAUAAGAAGGCUGUCAACUCGGCUAUUCAGAAGCUGAAGAGCUUGGAGUCUAACCGUGACGAUGAUAUCUGCAAAGCCGCCGAAGCACCUUCGUCACCGACGACGCCGAUAGAACUUGCCAUUGAUUUUAUCCUACAUGAUUUCGAGAUGGCAGAGGUUGAGCCAAUAUCAACGUAUGUGGACUUUGGUGAGAGGGAAUUUUUGGUUGCUGACGAAAGAGGCUACGAACAUUUGCUGUACAAGAUGGCUGAAGAAUUUCUUUAUACAUCUGAGGGUAAAAUCCUGGACAAUCGACUCAAAUUCAAUAGGGUUGUUAGGGAGGUACAACACUCGAGGAAUGGGGUCGUAGUGAAAACAGAGGAUGGUUCCGUAUACGAAGCUAAUUAUUUGAUCGUGUCUGCUAGUAUUGGAGUUCUCCAAAGCAAUCUCAUUUCCUUCAAGCCCUCUUUGCCCAGAUGGAAAACCGAAGCAUUACACAAAUGCGAUGUGAUCGUGUACACGAAGAUCUUCCUCAAGUUUCCGUACUGUUUCUGGCCUUGUGGUCCGGGUAAAGAGUUCUUCAUCUAUGCACAUGAACGACGAGGCUACUACACAUUUUGGCAGCACAUGGAAAAUGCUUAUCCAGGCUCCAAUCUUCUCGUCGUGACGUUGACCAAUGGGGAAUCCAAGCGUGUGGAAGCUCAGUCCGAUCGUGAGACUCUCAGAGAAGCAAUGUCUGUUCUAAGAGACAUGUUUGGUCCGAACAUACCCAAUGCCACAGAGAUUCUCGUCCCAAGAUGGUGGAACAACCGGUUCCAACGCGGCAGUUACAGCAAUUACCCGAUUAUUUCCGAUAACCAGCUCGCUAAAAACAUUAAAGCCCCGGUUGGCAGGAUUUUCUUCACUGGUGAACAUACGAGCGAGAAGUUCAGCGGAUAUGUUCAUGGUGGAUAUCUCGCAGGUAUCAGCACGAGUAAAUCGUUGUUGGAAGAGAUGGAGGAGAAAGAGAGACGGAACGAGAACUCCAGCUUCUUGUUAGAGCCAUUGCUUGCCUUCACCGAGUCGCUAUCUUUGACGACGCAGACCGACUCCAAAGUCUCGAACCUCCACAAAUGCGACAUCCCGAACCAGUUUUACCUCAGCCAAAAGCUCGGAAUCCCCGAGGCAAUCUUAUGACUAGAUGAACCUGAGCUCGACAACGUUUCUGACUAUUAUAUCGGCCAUGAUGAUCGUGACACCGGAUACAAACUGAAAGGAAACAUCGAUUGGAAACAAAGGUCGGAAUGGGUGAACAACUUUCCCGAAACCCGCUAUUGAAGAUGUAACGAAGCUUGCUGCAAAGAGAGAAUGACGGGAUCGGAAAGACCUAUAAGUCGAUGAAAAAUUCUCGGGAAGCCUUCCGGAACUUAGCAGUGCUAAUAACCAGCAGCUGCAAAGAAGGCUCUAAGGUUUGCUCUAUUCUUUGGGUGAGAGAGAGAUAGAAAAGAGUUGCAUUGCAUACCCAACUUCGAAAUUUAUUGCAAUUCGUACGAAGCAGCUUAACAGGUAUGAUUUGUCGAAUUAUAAUAUAGGUACUUAUACAGAAGGUUUGCCGUUUGCUAUUCAACCAUACUUGAACUAAAGUGCAAUUGUAAGAAAGCGACGACUUGUUUCAUGCAUGAACAUGAAGAACCUUUUCCAGUUAUAGGUGUCUGUAUUGUCUCCA
Tarenaya hassleriana is the source of this 2081-nucleotide messenger RNA. Its product is annotated as polyamine oxidase 1. The record is from RefSeq and is a predicted model, not a curated record. Gene Ontology annotation, biological process: polyamine catabolic process. The coding region runs from base 47 to 1552 and encodes 501 amino acids. The transcript has 10 exons. Gene Ontology annotation, molecular function: polyamine oxidase activity. NCBI's taxonomy places the organism in Eukaryota, Viridiplantae, Streptophyta, Magnoliopsida, Brassicales, Cleomaceae.